Messenger RNA from Acanthocheilonema viteae, 4921 nucleotides. NCBI's taxonomy places the organism in Eukaryota, Metazoa, Nematoda, Chromadorea, Rhabditida, Onchocercidae. The record is from the annotation of a GenBank genome assembly.
AGUGUGCUUCAUUAUGGAUGAAUCAAAUAUGCUUGAUACAGGUUUUCUAGAGCGCCUGAACACUCUACUCGCCAAUGGAGAAGUACCAGGUUUAUUCGAAGGUGAUGAUUAUACGACGCUUAUGAGCCAAAUCAAAGAAGACGCUCAUCGCCAAGGACUUAUGCUUGAUUCACCUGACGAAUUAUACAAGUGGUUCACAGCACAAGUAAUGCGGAAUCUCCAUGUUGUAUUUACGAUGAAUCCCUCUGGUGAGGGACUUCGAGAACGGUCUUCAACUUCUCCAGCUUUAUUCAACCGAUGUGUGCUGAAUUGGUUUGGUGAUUGGACAGACUCUGCACUUUAUCAAGUUGGUAUGGAACUGACAAAUACACUUGAUAUGGCUCGCCCAGAGUAUCAGGCACCGCUUACUCUUCCAGCAGUAUGUGACCUUCUUCCAUCUCCUAUACAGUAUCGUCAUGCCGUUAUCAACACCUUCGUUCAUGUUCAUAAUUCUGUGAGAAAGGUGAACGAAAAUGAGACAAAACGUGGUCAUAGAGUGAUGGCACUAACUCCAAGACAUUUUCUCGAUUUUAUCAAACACUAUAUCAACGUUUUUCAUGAGAAGCGCCGUGAUUUAGAAGAAGAAAAAUUGCAUCUAAAUAUUGGUUUAAGCAAGAUCAGAGAAACUGAAGAACAGGUUCUGGAACUGCAGAAAUCAUUAACACUGAAGAGCAGCGAAUUAGAAACGAAAAAAGCUGCAGCUAAUGCUAAGCUAAAGGAGAUGCUUGCUGAUCAGCAGCGUGCAGAAAAGGAGAAGUUGGCCAGUGAGCAAUUACAAAAGGAGCUUGCCGAGUCACUUAUAGAGAUUGAUAAGAAACGUGCUGAGGUACAGGAAGAUUUAGCGCAGGUUGAGCCAGCCGUAGAAGAGGCAAAACAAGCUGUAAAAGGUAUCAAAAAAGGCCAACUUAUCGAAGUUCGUUCGAUGGCUGCACCGCCACAACCUGUGCGCCUGGCUCUUGAAUCAAUAUGUUUGCUACUUGGAGAGAACGUUGGAAUGGAUUGGAAAGCUAUACGUGGUGUUAUGGUGAAAGAAGACUUCAUGCCAAGAAUUCUCAAUUUCGACACAGAUAGUAUUUCUGCAGAAACUUUGAAGAUGAUGGAGAAAUAUAUUCGUAAUCCUGAUUGGGACUUUGAUAAGGUAAAUCGUGCUUCAUCAGCUUGUGGUCCAAUGAUUAAGUGGAUGAAGGCACAGCUUCUAUAUUCGGAUAUGUUGCGGAAAGUAGAGCCAUUGAGGAAUGAAUUGGAACGGUUAGAAAAAGACGCAAAAGUUAAAACAACAAAAGGCGAAGAUUUGAAAAAGACAAUUGCAAAAUUGGAGCAAAGUAUUGCUGCAUACAAAGAAGAAUAUGCUCAAUUGAUUGGUCAGGCAGAAGCAAUCAAGGCAGAUCUAGCAACCGUCAAGGAAAAGGUUGGUCGUAGUACGCAGCUUUUGGGAAGCCUUGGCUCCGAAAGAGAUCGUUGGAAUGGCAGUUGCGAUGGUUUCAGUCAACAAAUGGAUUCGCUUAUCGGUGAUGCAUUGCUGAGCGCUGCAUUUUUAGCUUAUGCCGGUUACUAUGAUCAACACUUGCGUGAUCUUCUUCUCCAUCGCUGGACGUCUUUUGUUGAGCAAGCAGACAUAAAAUAUCGCUCAGAUUUGGCCCGUGUAGAAUAUCUUUCAUCAGUUGAUGAGCGUCUCGAGUGGAAUAAAAAUGGCUUACCGGUUGAUGAUCUCUGCGCCGAGAAUGCAAUCAUGCUUCAUAGAUUCAAUCGAUAUCCACUUAUCAUUGAUCCAUCAGGGCAGGCAAUUAAUUAUUUGAUGAAACAAUUUGCUGGAAAGAACAUCACAAAGACAAGCUUCUUGGAUGACUCAUUCAGAAAAAAUCUGGAAUCAGCAUUACGAUUUGGAAACUCACUUCUUGUUCAAGAUGUCGAAAGUUAUGAUCCAAUCUUGAAUCCAGUUUUGAAUCGUGAAGUGAAAAGAACAGGCGGCCGUAUUUUGAUUAGAUUAGGUGAUCAAGAUAUCGACUUGUCUCCAUCGUUCCAGAUAUUUCUAAUUACUCGAGAUGCUUCGGUUGAAUUUGCACCCGAUCUGUGUUCAAGGGUGACAUUUGUUAAUUUCACGGUGACACGUGCAUCACUUGAGAUGCAGUGCUUAAAUCAAGUGCUAAGAAGUGAACGGCCGGAUGUGGAUGAAAAGCGCAAUGAUUUAUUAAAAUUACAAGGAGAAUUUGCUGUACGAUUAAGGCAACUGGAAAAGGCACUGCUGGCAGCGCUUAAUGAAAGUAAGGGCAAAAUAUUGGAUGACGAUUCUGUCAUAUCUACUCUUGAAAAAUUGAAAAAUGAAGCCGCUGAAGUUGGUCGCAAAGCUGCUGAGACAGAUAAAGUUAUGGCUGAGGUCGAAACUGUGUCUCAACAUUAUUCACGUCUGGCGCAGGCGUGUUCGCUGAUAUAUCUGAUGCUUCAACAGCUUAACGAAUUUCACUUCCUCUAUCAGUAUUCGCUAGAUUUUCUGCUUGAGAUAUUUAUGGCAGUGCUAGUUUCACCUCAGCUUAAAUCUGUCACUGAUUAUGAACAACGACUUAAAAUCAUAAUGUCGAACUUAUUCCAGAUGGUUUAUCGACGUGUUUCUUUGGGUAUGUUACACCAAGACAAGCUAUUAUUGGCGUUGUUGCUUAUGCGUAUUGUGCUGAAAGGCAAUACCAAUGAACGUUCAUAUCAGUUGGAGCUGGAUCAUUUACUUGGCCGCUCCGAGAUUUUCACUAGUCAGAAACAAGCAGAGGGUGCUGAGUCUUUUCACGGCCUCAAUACGCAACAAAUGGCAGCAUUAUUCCAAUUAUCUCGUUUAUCUGCUUUUAAAGAUGUUGUUAAAAAAGUUUCUGCGAGUGUGGACUUUGGAAAUUGGGUCGCGCUCGAUAAUCCAGAGCUUAGUGUACCAAUAAUUUGGGAUGGUGACGAUAAACUGACGGAAAUUGGACGUUGCAUCAAUGAACUACUUGUAAUUCAUGCUCUUCGACCGGAUCGCCUUUUGGCGUCUUCUUAUCGUCUUGUUGCCGCAGCAUUCGGUAAUGAAUUCAUGCAAGAAGACAAACUGGUGAACCUGCGUGAAAUUGUUGAAAACGAAGUGAAUGCAAACCGUCCAAUUUUAUUGUCCUCUGCUAUUGGAUUCGAUGCAUCUGGUAAAGUUGAAGAUUUGGCUGUCGAAAUGGGCCGUGAAGUUACUCCAAUUGCAAUUGGUUCUGCGGAAGGUUUCUCUCAGGCGGAUACGGUGUUGAAUUCGGCUUCCAAGUCAGGGAGAUGGAUUUUAUUGAAAAACGUACACUUGGCACCGUCUUGGUUGGCUCAGCUGGAAAAACGUUUGCAUUCCUUGAAACCCCAUCCACAAUUCCGUUUGCUAUUGACUGCUGAAAUUCAUCCUAAAUUACCACCACAGGUGUUGCGCGCGUCACGUAUUGUCGUAUAUGAACCGGCUACUGGCCUCAAAGCGAAUUUACUUCGUUCACUGAGUUCACUGGCACCGCAGCGAAUUACGAAACCGCCGCUUGAACGGUCACGUCUCUAUUUUCUUAUAUGUUGGUUGCAUGCAAUCGUGCAAGAGCGAAUGCGCUACAUUCCACUUGGAUGGGCGAACUCAUACGAAUUCUCUGAUGCUGAUUUGCGUGUGGCUUGUGAUACCUUGGAUGCAUCAGUUGAUGCAGUCGCUAUGGGACGUGUCAAUGUUUCACCUGAGAAAUUGCCAUGGCAUACACUUCGAUGCUUAUUAUCACAGUGCAUUUACGGUGGCAAAAUUGAUAACGACUUUGAUCAAAUGCUGCUUGAUUGCUUCCUUGAGAAGCUUUUCACAGCUAAAUCAUUUGAUGCUGAUCGUGUUCUUAUCAGUAAUGUUGAUGGUAAAGGAAGUGAUCUCUGCAUACCGGAUGGUAAUUCGCGCGAGCAUCUCAUUCACUGGGUGGAGAAAAUGCCGUAUUUACAGUUACCAUAUUGGCUUGGUUUACCAAAUAAUGCCGAGAAAGUACUGCUUACAGUAAGAGGUGAAACUAUGCUUGCCAACCUGCUGAAAGUGUCUGAUGAGGAGUUGGCAUUCACCGGUGAUGAUCAGAAAACUCAGUCUCCACCAUGGAUGACUGUUCUUGCAGAACAAAGCUCUCAGUGGCUUAAGUUGCUUCCAAAGAACAUUCCCAAACUGAGACGUUCAAUGGAAAACAUCAAGGAUCCACUCUUUCGCUUCUUUGAGCGGGAAGUUAAUCAUGGCACUCAUUUGCUGGCAAGUGUGAGAAGCGAUCUAAUAGAGGUGCAAUCAGUUUGCAAAGGCGAACGAAAACAGAGUAACCAUACUCGGGCAUUAAUAUUAGCAUUGAAUAAAGGUCUCGUACCGGCUGAUUGGUUACGUUAUACUGUUCCGAAAGUUGUCACUGUUAUGGCGUGGAUUCAUGAUUUCAGCGAAAGAGUACAGCAGCUUAUCAGAUUAGCUGGAUCUGCUUCACUGAAGAAAGAAAGCAUUUGGUUAGGCGGAUUAUUUGCACCGGAAGCAUACGUUACAGCUACAAGACAGACAGUAGCACAAUCAAAUCAGUGGUCUUUAGAAGAAUUACGCAUGCAUAUUGAAGUAGGCACGACGGAUGAUCGUCCUGACACAUUUAAAAUUGAAGGUCUUCAAUUGAUGGGUGCGAUGUGCAAGAAAAAAAAUAAACUGGAGAUUGUGGACGAGGUCAGCACAGAUUUAGAAAACGUUACGCUAUCAUGGUUCCGCGAAGCGAGUUCCCCAAAUAGUAUUACUCUCCCUGUUUAUUUGUAUCGUGAUCGAAAGAACCUACUAUUUAGUCUUGAUUUUGACCCGGGUGAAGUUCAGAAGACAAGCCUGUAUGAAAGAAGCGUUGCUGUCACAUCGAACAGCUCACUAUCCUAA